Arachis duranensis is the source of this 1002-nucleotide messenger RNA. RefSeq names its product peptidyl-prolyl cis-trans isomerase CYP19-4. Gene Ontology annotation, molecular function: peptidyl-prolyl cis-trans isomerase activity. The transcript is spliced from 7 exons. The record is from RefSeq and is a predicted model, not a curated record. Gene Ontology annotation, biological process: protein folding; protein peptidyl-prolyl isomerization. The coding region runs from base 94 to 699 and encodes 201 amino acids. Lineage: Eukaryota; Viridiplantae; Streptophyta; Magnoliopsida; Fabales; Fabaceae. Gene Ontology annotation, cellular component: intracellular membrane-bounded organelle.
UCCCAACACCCAAACAGAAAACAGUCACUCUCGAAAGACGAAACAUAGCAGCUGCGAAGCUGAGAUCGUAGAAGAAACAGAAAGAAGCCUCAGAUGGCGAAAACGACGUCGUUACUCCUUAGCUCUCUUCUCCUCUUUGGAACCCUAGCUCUAAUCCAGGCGAAGAAGGAUUUGAAAGAAGUCACACACAAGGUUUACUUUGAUGUUGAGAUUGACGGAGAGCCUGCAGGUCGAAUUGUAAUGGGCCUUUUCGGAAAGACAGUUCCUAAGACAGCAGAAAACUUUCGAGCUCUUUGCACAGGUGAGAAGGGAACUGGAAAAAGUGGAAAGCCUCUUCAUUUCAAAGGUAGCUCAUUCCACAGGAUCAUACCUAGCUUUAUGAUCCAGGGAGGUGACUUUACACAUGGGAAUGGAAUGGGUGGAGAAUCAAUUUAUGGAGAGAAGUUUGCUGACGAGAACUUUAAGCUAAAGCACACUGGACCAGGACUUUUAUCAAUGGCAAACGCUGGUCCUGAUACCAAUGGUUCACAGUUCUUCAUUACUACUGUUACAACUAGCUGGUUGGAUGGAAAGCAUGUUGUUUUCGGAAAGGUGCUUUCUGGAAUGGAUGUUGUAUACAAGAUUGAAGCUGAAGGAAAACAAAGUGGCACUCCCAAGAGCAAGGUCACAAUUGCUGACAGUGGUGAACUACCUCUAUAAACAGCACUUCCAACACUUCUCAGUUCCCAAACCAGUGUUUUUUUUAUGGUAGUGUUCCUGUUUUCGUUUGCAUUGUAUACUGGACUUGUUAUCUUUCCUAAGCAUGUACUUAAUUGUUAACUGUAUCUUUUGUUAUAUUCAGUAGGACCAAUCCUUUAAUGCGAAGUAUGUUGAGGUAAAAAAUUAAAUUAGGACUGCAUAAAUUUAUGCUUUUGUACUAUCACUGAAUGGUUUUUUCUUAUUUUGGCAUCAUCAAUCAAGGACAAAAGAUGGGAAUGAAUACUAUCACUCUUAUUUUAAUAA